AGCGACGCAGCCAAAAACUCUUGGAUUCCUUGCCUACUGUACUGUGGGGUGUUCAAAUCUCAGCGAGGGAAGGCGGAUCUAAGUUUAAGGGGCUGCGGAGCAAUGGAGGCGAAUCCCAUCUAGCAAAGGGUCGACUUUUCGAGCAGCAACGAUGUGCUGGAAUCAUCUCUAAAUCUCCAUGGCAACAGCACAGGCCUCUCAUGUGACCUGUGACCUCAGCCAUUGUCUGUUUGAUCCUCAUUCUCUGGAUUCUGAGCCUGACAACAACUGUGAUAUGGGCAGCGUGGGCAGCCUAGUAGAGAAACAAGAGUUCUCGCCCUCUGCGUCAGGAGGUCUGCGACGGAUGCGCCAGCCAGAUGGGUUGCUCCGGAAAGGAAUACCACAACAUGAAGUCUCUGGCUACCCAUAUGGGGGCAAACGGGAUGUUCGGGCUGAGAAGAAGCAUCAGUCAUCUGGUGGUGGCUUUAAACGGGAUUAUGAGAGUGACCGGGAGAACCAGUCCCCUGAGCGGUAUUUCCAGGACAAUCGAGGAGCAGAUUUUUCCAAGAGUUCUUUGCCUGAACGUGGACGCUUUGACAAGUGUCGGAUCAGGCCCUCAGCUUUCAAGAUGGUGCCCGGGAGGAGCUUAUUGUCUAUGCAGGGAUUGUCAUGCAGCAAAGGACAGAAGAUGUCAAAGAGCAAUGGGAGUCUGCAUACACUCUUAACCCAGAACAGUACCGGCAGCUCCUCACAACGUGGUCCUCUGCGUAGCCAUCUGCUGCACACCAUCAGUCUUGAUGAGGGCACAAACUCCAUUCAAAGCUUUCCCACAUACAAUCCCCGCUUCAAGCCUGGUCCGAAUCAGCUGAGUGCUUCCAUAGGACACAUCAACCACAUCGGUGGUUCCUUAGAUAGGGCUUCUCGGGGACCACAAGACCCUUUGGCAGUAGAGAAAGCACCACUGUCUUGCAAGAGCCUGAGCCGACUACAGAGCUCAGGGGAACCACCCCCUCCAUAUGAGCCCACAUAUUCUUUGGAAGAUGUAGUGAAGCAGCUUGAGGACCAACUGUGUGAGAAAGGCAUGGAGCUCCGUCAGUUUAAGAGAAAUCUAAGUGAGACUGAUGACCCCUUCACACAGGUGUUUGAAGACAAACAGCGUCUUUGGAUGGAAGAGCUAGAUGAGCUAAAGCAGAUGUAUGUGGCCAAGCUGCAACAGGUAAUGCACCAGGCCCAGCGCAGCCAGAGGGCACUUCAACUACAACUCUACAAAGUACAGCAGGAAAAGAAGAGGCUGCAAGAAGAACUGGACCUUCAACAGAGCCACUGUGAAGAGCUGAGGCUGCAGCAGCAACAAGCAGAACGCCUCAGUCCGAAACUGGAGGAGACCAAAUGGGAGGUGUGUCAAAAAACUGCAGAGAUUUCAUUGCUGAAGCAGCAGAUCCGAGAUACCCAAGAAGAGAUGGCCCAGAAACUGGGUGAAAUCUUCAGUUUGAAAACACAGCUGCGGGAGGCUCGAACACAGUUGGAAGCCAAGGACUCACAACUGGCACAGUUGGGGGACUCCUUCCAACACUUGUCAGAUCAUGGUUCCCCUAUUCCUUCUUCCAGGGAUUCUCCCAUGCAAGCGAGCCAGGACUUUUUGGGUUGUGAAACAGAUGAUUCUAAAUGUCGGGGACUGCAAGGUGAGAGUGCAGAAGGAACUGAGUGGCUGUGGGCAGAAUUGUUGCAGGAAAGGCGGCAGGCCCAACUGCAAGCUGUAAACUUUGAGCAGGAGCGAAAAACAUGGCGAGAGGAAAAAGAAAAAGUCUUGCGCUAUCAGCGUGAGAUUCAGGCCAGCUACAUGGAGAUGUACCAUCGAAAUCAGGCUCUGGAAAGGCAGCUGAGUGAAUUUCGGCAGUUCCCAGCUGAAUCCAGAAAUAGCAAUUCAGAAUCACCUUGGAUUGAGAGAGCUGAAUCUUCUAAAAUCUGAGCUAUGUUUGAGAAAGAUCUCCUGCUGGGAUUGCAAAUGGGCAGAAGCCCCAUACUGCAACAUGGACUCUGAGAUUUGGUAGAAGAAAUGUCUAAGCUAAAGAGCCGGUUAACCCAGCCCAGAAAUUUGUUCCUGUAGUAACAUCCAGGAUUUUGCAGAUUGCUGUUUGUAGAAUGGAAUCACGGCAAAUAUAUUUAGAUUUUUUUGCCAAUCCAGGUAGGCUGUUGCCUCCGUACCAUUUCUAUGUUGGAGAGCAAAAGGCUUUCCUUUUGUAUCCUGCAUGGGGACAAGGCUGGCAAUGCCUGUCAAUACAGAAGUUUCUUUUUAAAUUAUGAAAUGUGAAUUAGCUGUAAUUGGGAACUAUGGCUAACCUUCCUGAUAUGGCUCAGUGGGGAAAACAAACAGAGAAUAUAUAGGUUAUUCCUUACUGAGGUUUAGCCUUCCCAUUAAUUGUUUGAAAUUUGGCUUGCUGUGCUUGAAGGAAAGGCAUAAAAUAUCUACUCUAUCAGGAAUCCCACUGUAUAGCAUUUGUUUUCUAUCUAUCUGGCUAGGCCUCAUGCUGUUAAGGUCAAAGCCACAGGUAUAAUGUGAUUGUAUGAUCUUGUAUUGUAAGAAAGAUCCUUCUUUGGCUCUGGAAAACGAAGCAGCAACUCCAGUUCCAUUGGCCUAUGAAACAAAAGCACAAGCCAAACCAUUCGGGCUCAGCCAUCAAAAUAACCAUAGGACAAUGUUAUCUGGGUUAUGGUCAGUUUCUCCAUAAUAAUGAGAAUGAAACUGUGAACAUAUUUGUUCUGUUGCUGCUUGGUGUCAGUUCUAGGUUUGAAGGUUCUUGCUAACAUAAUGAAUUUUGAAAUGGAAGCACAACCUGGCAAUGUAUUGCAUAAAAUAUUUGCCUAAAUA
Molecule: messenger RNA, 2848 nt
Organism: Crotalus tigris (Tiger rattlesnake)
Lineage: Eukaryota; Metazoa; Chordata; Lepidosauria; Squamata; Viperidae
Gene: N4BP3
Product: NEDD4 binding protein 3
Exons: 5
Coding region: 179-1948 (589 amino acids)
Cellular component (GO): cytoplasmic vesicle
Source: RefSeq, a predicted model, not a curated record